UUCUCUCCAUAUUCCACUUGCGCAGGCUUUAAUUUAAAACCAUGGAAGCACGUGUGCUGGCUGACUGUCGUCUCCACGGCCAUGAAGAAGACGGCGGCGGGGGCGGAACCCCUCCUUGUUGCCGCUCCACCGAGUGGCCGCGUCCAUUCUGGGCCGGUGGUCGGAUUUAAGGGGUAGGGAAAAGUUAGCUUUAGGGAUCGCAAAGCGUGGUGACCCUAUGGCCCCGCUGGGAGGCGUACCGGGGCUGGUGCUGCUGUUCAGCGGGAAGAGGAAAUCCGGGAAGGACUUCGUGACCGAGGCGCUUCAGAGCAGGCUAGGGGCUGAUGUGUGCGCUAUCCUCCGGCUCUCCGGUCCACUCAAGGAGCAGUACGCUCAGGAGCACGGCUUGGACUUCCAGAGACUCCUGGACGCCAGCACCUACAAGGAGGCCUAUCGGAGCGACAUGAUCCGCUGGGGGGAGGAGAAGCGCCAGGCUGACCCAGGCUUCUUCUGCAGGAAGAUUGUGGAGGGUGUCUGCCAGCCUGUCUGGCUGGUGAGUGAUACACGGAGGGUAUCUGACAUCCAGUGGUUUCAGGAGGCCUAUGGGGCUGUGACACAGACGGUCCGUGUGGUGGCCACGGAGGACAGCCGGCAGCAGCGGGGCUGGGUGUUCACACCAGAUGACAGCUCAGCUUGCGUGGGGCUCCGUAGUGUCUAGGCUGACCUGGUGGCUCUGGGUUCCUGCUCUGUCUCCCUCCUGGGCUGCAGCAUAUCCUCCAGAGGCCGACCUUGAUCUGGACCACUCAGAUUCUUCACAGCUACUCUGUGAACAGUCAAGGAGGACAUUUUAUCUGCAUUUAGCAGAUGCCAGGAACUCAAGAGAAGUAAACAACCUGUCCAGGGUAGAGGAUUAGUAAAUGUUGGCACUCUGGCCAGAACACAGGCCGCCUGACUCCUGACCGGGGCCCUCGGCCAUGUACCUUUGGGGUAUGGUGCAAAGCCGCAUGGCCAUCUUGGCCAUCCUAUUGCGUAGCCUGGGCCCACCACCUCUCUGGCACUGACUUUGUUCUCCUUCUAUAAAUUCUGAUGGUUCACACUGAUAAUGGGACAACCAAGGAAAUUCCAUCAGUUUCACUGUGACCACAGUGAACUCUACACAUCCCUGCCCACAUCUCCUCCCUAGAUUACCUCUUCCUGAGACUAGUCCCCUGGCUCCCCCACAGGCCUGAAAGCCGUGGACUCCUCUGUGUCCCCUAACCCCCGGCUGAUUGGUCUCCAGGUUAUGUUAAUCUGCCUUGCCUGUGUCUGUUACUGAAUGCCAGUCUGUGUGCCUGACACACAGUGAGGCCAGACAAGACUGAAAUGUCAGAGUUUGGAGCAGAGAGAGGUUCACUGCAGGGCCACGCAAGGAGUCGGGUGGCUUCUGCCUUAAAAGACCCCCAACUCCUGGAAAGCUUUCAGCAAAGCUCUUUUAUAGGAAAGGAGGGUGGCGUGGUUAGUUGUUGCAGGCUUCUUGGCGUCAGAGCCUUUGUUCUUAAGGUCAGGUCAAGGUCCGGUCACAAGGUUGCUGGAAGCCUCCACCAAAACAAAUGUUAUUCUCUGUUCUGACAAAGAAGGGCAAAGUCCUAAGGCUCAACUUUUGCCCUCUGAGGCCCAGGCUAAGAGGAGGAGGAGUCCCUGGGCUGGCCGGUUACUCUGCCCCAGAGCGUUGGUCGAGUACCCAGUUUGUGUCCUUCCACCAGUGUCCAGGCCCUGCUGAAGAGGCAGAUCUCAGGGGGUGGCGCACUCAGGGGCAGGUCCCCAGAGCCUGCCCAGCCAUCAUCACUGCGGGAGCCAGGCGCCCAGCACCCAGCCAGCCCUCGGGCUUUUCAUUUAAACUGGAGCGAAUCAUUUGGGUGGGAUCAGUAGGGAUACAUGUUGUAGCAAAUGCCCAUCAGGUUAGUUCCCAGCUCACAGCAGCUGCCGUUCUAUGAGAACAGCUCCACCCAUAAAGAUAGACCUGAAGUCAUGAUGAGCAGUGACCUUGCAACCUAAACUUGACCUCUGGCCACCUCCUAGGGGAUAGACAGCUGAUCUCAGCUAUAUCAAUUUUUGAAAUGUGAAUGGAGACACUGAAGCUGGUUGAAGCUGUGACCUUAAUGGCAGUGUCCAUGUACUCCAGUUGCUGAGGGAGGCCUCUGUGGCUGGUGACCCGUGGAGACCAGCACCACCAUUAGAUCGCAGCGGGGGAAUGGAGGAGAGGGCGCAGCUGCUGCAAGGCCUGGGCCUGGCCAGCAAGUGGCCGUGGUGAGGGCUCUGGAGCUCUGUGAGAGACAGCUCUCUGCCUGUCCCCGGGCCCCCCAGCUCACCCACCAGCUCUGAGGCUAGAGAGCCUGGAUAGCCCCGGGGAGAAGGCCGAGAUCACCUCUCACCUACUCUGCUGUGAGGACCACUGCCCGGCUGACUGUUGGCGGAGUGGCACCUCUAACCACAGCGCUAAGGGUCUGGAACUCAUCACCGAGCACCUGCCCCGCCCCAUCACAUGUCUUCCCUCUGGGAUUCUCACUGGAAGGUAAACUCCCUGAUGGUUGGGCUGUGUCUGUCCAUAGUUGCAGUCCUGUCUCCUAGAGCUGUGGGUCCACAGUGGGCAUCAGACAGUGGAUGUGAUUGGAGGCAGGGUGAGGCAGGACUGUGGGAGUCACGCUGGGUGGAAUCCUGUGGGUGGUCAUUUCAUGCAUUGGAUGUUUCCUCGCCUCCCAGCAGAGGCUCUGAUCCAGCCCCGCUACCACUCUCCCUGGGCCUGGAACCUCUGCUUCCUGCUGGUAUUGAGGCUGCUGGGGUCCUUUCCAACACAGAGACUCUGGCUCCUUAGUUCCUUAGUUCCACUCUUUGUGAGGGCUUCCCUGAUAGCUCACUUAGUAAAGAAUCUGCCUGCAAUGCAGGAGACCCUGGUUCAAUUCCUGGGUAGGGAAGAUCUGCUGUGGAAGGGAUAGGCUACCCACUUCGGUAUUCUUGG
Molecule: messenger RNA, 2974 nt
Organism: Bubalus bubalis (water buffalo)
Lineage: Eukaryota; Metazoa; Chordata; Mammalia; Artiodactyla; Bovidae
Gene: PMVK
Product: phosphomevalonate kinase
Exons: 6
Coding region: 218-697 (159 amino acids)
Biological process (GO): cholesterol biosynthetic process; isopentenyl diphosphate biosynthetic process, mevalonate pathway
Cellular component (GO): cytoplasm
Molecular function (GO): phosphomevalonate kinase activity
Source: RefSeq, a predicted model, not a curated record